Aspergillus heteromorphus CBS 117.55 is the source of this 5382-nucleotide messenger RNA. RefSeq names its product putative Rho guanyl nucleotide exchange factor. The transcript has 3 exons. Gene Ontology annotation, molecular function: guanyl-nucleotide exchange factor activity. The record is from RefSeq and is a predicted model, not a curated record. Lineage: Eukaryota; Fungi; Ascomycota; Eurotiomycetes; Eurotiales; Aspergillaceae. Bases 1 to 5382 code for a protein of 1793 amino acids.
AUGGCGCACUACCAGAAUGGCUAUCCCACCUAUAGCCAGCCAUCCACCUCUCCGCCCGGCUCGCAGCCCACCCGAUAUGACCUGUAUCCCCCCCAGCCGGCUAGCCCGCAGUUGCGCAGGAUGCCCAGUUAUAACGAGGGGGACGACGCGGGUGUUGUCCUAGGCUCCCCUCACUCGCAGAACGCCAGAGCCGCCGAGAUCAAUGCUCAGUAUGCAAGCUGGGCCGCGGGCGAGGGUCAAUCGAGCUACAAUCUCACCAACGCUGGCCGCGAUGAUUAUGCCGACCCGCGAUAUGCGCACCUCCCACCCCCCACCUCGCCUCGCGCCCGUGCCUCCUCGCAGUCCAGCUACCAGUACCAGUAUGGCUCGCCCGGUGCCGCUCCCACCUCGCCGACUCAGUUGACAUACAACCCCCAACAAUACGCCAUGCCUCCUACUCCGUCGCAGCAGCAGAUCGGCUUCAGCCCACUCACCUACUCCGGACCGGCGCCCCCGAGUCACCAAACCUACAAUCCUGCGGCCUACCAGCCUGCCGGGUUUGUUUCCUCUCCGGUGCAGCUACAACCCUCGUAUGCGCAGGCUCCGCCCACGCCGCAGUCCUACGGACCCCCCCAUCCGCAGCUCCCGCCGCCACCGCCGCCGCGGGGAUCCGAUCACCCAUACGGAGGCCGCCCGUCUCCCGCGUAUGGAGGUGUUUCACCGGGGACUAACCACGGCUUCUCAGCGCAGCAGGCGUCAUCCCCUGGUUCUUUGUCGUACGGCAUGGCCUCCCCAUCAACACCGAGUACAGGCUACCCUCCGCCCUAUGCAGGAGGGUACAUCUCGCAAUCGCCAUCUCGUUCUGAUACCCUCUUGGCCUCCCCUUUCGAUGACCCGCCUCCUGCACCACCGGCUCACUCGGCGUCCACGGAGGACGCCUUCGGGAAGCGAGGCAGCCUGACACGCCCCGGAUCAGGACGGUCGCUUCCAACCCCGCCGAUCCAUCAGACCCCGCCACAGCUGUCACCGCAACGGACGGAUACCUUGACCCGGCACCCCCAGUCCCGGCCCUUACCGGGGCCUCCAGCCGAUGCGGAGCCGCCGUCAGAUCCGUAUCUGGCCCUAAACGGAGUUGAGGGUUUGAAUCACCGGUCAGGUUCGAGAGCUGGCUACAACGCGCAGCUGAUGGAGGAAGUGGGAGCCGUGGUGGCGAAUCGGCGAAGGGCCGGAACAUCGAACCAGGACGCUCAUGACGCGCUUCUCCCGGAACCCUCCAGCGGUGUCUCGCUAGGCCCCCGCUUGUCCCCCGAUGAGAGGCACACGCAUACAAAUGGCAGUAUCGCGACUGGUACGGGUCAGUACGUGAACUACGACGCAUACAGUGAUGACAGUGAUGCUGAGGCCGCUGCGGGCUUGGCGAUGUUGCAAAUGGCGGAUGAAGAGGAGAAAGCGCAAGCUGAGCGCCAACAUGACCGUAGGCGGGAGACGACCGUCUCCAUCAUCAGUGCGUAUGGCGCCCAUUCAGAGACCCAGGACGCGUCUCAUGAGGACUGGAAUCCUGAUGAGUCCGGGUCAUACGGUGGAGACUACCGUCGGGCUUCCCAAUACGAUGAGGCGGAUUAUCAGACGAAUGGCUAUGGUGAUGACUCGGAUCAAUCUAGACUUGUACCCACUCUGGGCUCCUUGAGACAAUCCAACUUGUCCCACGACGAACGUGAGGAGUAUUCUGAUGACUAUCAAUACCCUCUUGAGCCGCUAGAUGCUGCUGGAUAUUCUUAUGCAGAUACCCCCCAGCAUGCACGGGUGGAUGCUGGAGGCACUGGGGGCCUGGCAGAGCCGGGAGAGUACGAACGUCGGAUGAGCUUCGACUACGGAGAUGAGACCGACACGCCGUUAUCCCAACAGGAUCGUCUGCAGCGAUCGGAAAGUGACAGCUCCGGCCGGGGCGAGGAGCCUGGGGACCUCUUCUUCCACCCCGGCAUGCGGCCGCUUCCACCGGCUCCCGUGGAGCCGGCCAACAAUCCAGGCUUGAUGUCUCAGUUGAUGCCGGCAGGGACGUACCGGCACCCGGAUCAGGGUGACGUGCAGAGCUCUACCGAGUAUACACCCUCCUAUUUCCCUGUUGCUCCAGACUCGUACAGCCCGACCGUCCCUAGCUCUACUCCAGUCCCACGGUCGACGUCUUUGUCGAGUCAUCCAAUUGGUCCUCGUACUGACCCCCCUAUCAGAUCGAAGACCGAUGCGGACCGGGCCAAGUACAAACAGCAGCAGGAGCUGCUGCGCCAGCAAACGUUUGGAGGCCCCGGAUCGGAUGUUUCCCCAGAUGCUGCCGCGGCGAUGACGCUCGAUCUGCCUACGAUCCCCGCGGGGCGUCGUAAGAAGUUCAACCCGUCGAAGCUGUCGUCGGAACAAUUCCGUCGCUGUGCGGAGCCAUGGGCUUUGAGCUCCAUCUUGACGUGGAUUCGGGAUCUGAGCGAGGACGAGACCGACCUGAAGGAGCAGGCGAUCGUUGAGGCUAUUGUUGCCCUCUUCACACACAAAGUGCCGACGAUGAAUAUCGCGGAUGCCGAAACCCUGGCCGCGCGCGUUGUCAAGAACAUGAUGGAUGAGGAGGCCCUCGUGAAGGACGAGGAGUGGGUCAAGUUCAGCAGCGGCACUCUGUCGGGUGUUCUGUUCCAGAUCACAGGCACCGGAUGCUACUCCUCUCGACUCCAUGAACACGGUGCGGAAGCCUUCGGGCGUUGUUAUUCUCACCACUGUAUGCGGACGCUCAAGAAAGUCAACCUGAAAGCGCAAUUGAUGGAGCCGGAGAAAAAGGCGGAAGACUGGGUGACGUUCUACAUGGUCCCGAAGGAAGUCUGGGAGACUUACCCCAAGAAGGAAAUCGAUCGACAGAACAACCUGCAUGAGAUCGUAACCACUGAGGAUUCCUACAUCUCCCAGUUGGAUGUGCUGCGCGAGCUCUAUCGGGAUCAACUGGAGAAAAUGCAGCCGUCGGUGAUCGCGCCCAAACGUCUGAGCAAGUUCCUGGUGGAUGUUUUCGGAAAGGUGGAUGCGGUCAAGAAGGUAAACGAAGACCAUCUGCUGGCGCAGCUCAAGUACCGUCAGAAGGAACAGGGUCCGUUCAUCGGUGGAUUCAGCGAUAUCUUCCGGGAGUGGAUUCGCAAGGCGAAGACCGUUUAUGUCGACUAUGCCGCGACGUUCCCCAGUGCCAAUUAUCUGGUGCGCAAAGAGGCAGAGCGCAACAUUCACUUCCGCCAGUUUCUGAACCAGGUCCGUGACCACAAACUAUCCAAUCGUCUCAGCUGGGAUACCUACCUGAAAGCGCCCAUUACUCGAAUCCAACGAUACACCCUGCUCCUCAUCACGGUCCACAAGAACAUGCCCAAGGACUCCGAAGAGAAGGCCAAUCUGGCACAGGCCAUCGAGGAGAUCAAGAUGGUCGCCCUGGAGUGCGACAACAAAGUCGGCGAAAUGAGCAAGAAGGUUGACCUCAUGGAGCUCUCGUCCAAGCUGCAGCUCCGUCCGGAAAUGAAGAAGGAAGUCGAACUGAACUUGGAGCACCUGGGUCGCGAAGUCAUCUUCCGGGGUGACCUGCAGCGGCCAGGAACACGAACCCGGUUCUUGGUGGACACUCAUGCUAUCCUCUUCGAUCAUUACCUGGUGCUUGCGAAGGCCUUCACCGCUCGGGAUCCUUCGAGAACGGUCAAGUACGAGAGCUACGACGUGUCUAAGCUUCCGAUUCCCAUGGACCUUUUGGUCCUGGAGAGUACCAAUGAUGAUCCCGUCGUGAAGUCCUCGGUCCGUGGUGUAGCUACUGUGACUCCCCCGCAGGCCGUCGUCGGCCGUGGUGUAGGCGCUGGGCCUCUCACCCACACUGCGAGCGGUAACUCGGCUAGUUCUGGCAACUCGAACUCUGGACGGACGUUGGUGCCUGCCACUGUUCUUGAAAGCUCCAAGGACGACAAGAUCCUUUACCCGUUCAAGAUAAAGCACCUUGGCAAGAAUGGAACAUACACACUUUAUGCAUUCUCUGCCCAGAACCGACAGGACUGGUGCGAGAAGAUUGAAGAAGCCAAAACGAAACAUGCUGCCGCUCUGUUUGCCCAGAAUGCAGAGCCGUUCAGGCUCCGCGUGCUCGCCGACACCGCCUUCGCUUCUUCUGACAGUUCGGCGCCUUCCACCAGCAUCACCAUUGAGGGUACGCCUCUAGAUCGCGCCAUCAAAGAGGUGGAGGACCGCUAUUCUGGCUCGAAGACCCGGCCGCCACCAAUUUGCAGGGCUGCUGUUCACUGUGCUACAGUCUUCCAGCAGCCCGCUGGCCGAAUGAUGUGUGCCAUCGGUACUGAUUACGGCGUUUUCAUCUCCGAAUACAAUGACCCUCGUGGCUGGGCUCGGGCUAUACCUAUCGUGCGCGUGACGCAAAUCGCGGUGUUUGAAGAAUUCAACGUCUUCCUGCUCAUUGCCGACCGGUCUUUGAUUGCUUACCAUUUGGAUGUCGUGUGCCCUCCGGGUGGCGUGUCGGCUCAGACGACGACGGACUCUUCCCGCAAAGCGCCCCAGAAACUAUCCGGGAGUCGAGAAGUGGGCUUCUUUGCGGCCGGACAUAUGAAGGAUCGCACGUUGGUCAUGUACAAGAAGCGCGAUGGACUGUCGUCCACUUUCAAGAUACUCGAGCCAGUCGUGCAGAAGUCAUCCAGUAGCAGGACCCGGCUAUUCCAGUCUCGUCGUUCGCAGACCGAGUUCUUCCGGGAGUACGACGAAUUCUACAUCCCUGCGGAAAGUUAUGGCAUGAACCUGUUCCACUCUUCUCUCGCAAUCUCGACGCAACGAGGCAUCGAGAUCCUCACGAUCGACAAGAAGCACACGUGGUCUGUGCCGGACUUCCGAUCCGAGGCACCGCCCGAAGCGCAAGCGCAACUCACCAGUAUCGCCCAUCGGAUUGGCGCUCUUCGCCCGUUAGGCAUGUUCCGCCUCAGCGACAGCGAGUUCCUGGUUGUGUACACGGAAUGUGCCGUUUACGUGAACAAACACGGCGACGUUUCCCGCAGUGUGGUCAUGGAAUUCGUGGGACACGCGCACUCCGCGUGCCUGUACGGCAAAUUCCUGAUCCUAUUCAACGAGGACUUCGUCGAGGUGCGAAACGCCAUGAAUGGCCGUCUCCGUCAGGUUAUCCCAGGCCACAACGUCGUCUGUCUCGAUGACGGCAGCAGCAUGCCCGGCUCCGGCGCCAACAGCAUCCCCACCAGCGCGGGUGGCGCAGUCAAUCUCUCCAGCGGACUGUCGAACGGCGCGUCCCUGGCAUCCAGCGGCCGCACAGUCAAGAUAUGCAUGCAACAUCCCGAAUACGAACGGAGCCAGAUCAUCCUCGAACUGAUCGAGAACGAGGGACAGAAGGAUUAG